CAGCACCGCGGGGCUGCAGCGAGUCAGGCGCCGAGCGUACGGAAAAGCUAGCUAUCGCCCCCUGGAGCUUGGUGGGAUAAUGGCACGUAGAAGUGCUAGAGGCAUCCCUGGAGGUACCGUUGGGUACUCUGGACCUAGUGAGGAUUUCUGGGGAGAGCAAUAGAGACGUGAUCUGUGCUAGAGGAGCCGGAGAAAGGAGGCGGGGGGGGAAAUAAUAAGGAGCUCGGUAGAUUGAGUGGCUAGAGAGGUCGGAGGUAAGUGGUUGUAGAAGUCGGGCGUACCCGGAAUCCUGAGGAAUCGGGACCAUGACUUAUGCUUAUCUCUUCAAGUACAUCAUCAUCGGGGACACAGGUGUGGGGAAAUCAUGUCUCCUCCUGCAGUUCACAGACAAGCGGUUCCAGCCUGUCCACGACCUCACAAUAGGUGUGGAGUUUGGAGCUCGUAUGGUCAACAUUGAUGGGAAACAAAUCAAACUGCAAAUCUGGGAUACGGCUGGGCAAGAAUCCUUCCGUUCUAUCACCCGUUCCUACUACAGGGGAGCAGCUGGAGCAUUGCUGGUGUAUGACAUUACAAGACGUGAAACCUUCAACCACCUGACCUCAUGGUUAGAGGAUGCCCGGCAGCACUCUAGUUCCAACAUGGUUAUCAUGCUGAUUGGGAAUAAGAGUGACCUAGAGUCUCGUAGGGAUGUGAAGAGAGAAGAAGGAGAGGCCUUUGCUAGGGAGCAUGGACUUAUAUUCAUGGAAACUUCAGCCAAAACAGCCUGCAAUGUUGAAGAGGCCUUCAUUAACACAGCCAAAGAAAUAUAUAGGAAGAUCCAGCAGGGUUUAUUUGAUGUCCACAAUGAGGCAAAUGGCAUCAAGAUUGGGCCCCAACAGUCAAUUUGUACAUCAGUGGGACCCAGCGCCUCCCAGCGAAACAGUCGUGACGUAGGGUCCAACUCUGGCUGCUGCUGAACAUCUGGCCUGAACUCUUUUUUUUUCCCUUCCUGGAACAGCUUCAGAUCAAUAGGCUUAAUGAAAGAGGUCUUACUUGCUUUGGCUGAGAGCAGCCUCUUCAAGGUGUGAUGUUUUGCCUUUCCAUUUAAAGACCAAGGGAGAAUUUGGGCCCUUGCUGACCUGUCCUUCUUCAGGGACGUGAACAUUCCCUAUAGGUUAGGGCUCUUCUCACCCUGUUAUUUUAAUUUCUAAAAUGUUAGGAUCAUAGUUUAUUGUCAUAGUAGUUAAAAAAUAAAUAAUUUCAUAAGCAUAUACAAUCUGCUUCCCACCAAGAAUUAGGAUCAAGGACAUUCUGCUUGAACACUUGAUAUUACUGUGAUCUGGCUGGCCUUUAAAUGAUAGAUCCUCUGCCAAGGAAUUUCAUUGAGUUUUUUUUCUUGCCUUUGGGCAUCUACUUGCCACUUCAUAAGAAUUUUUGCAAAAGGCUGGCAGUUCCUUCUACUUGCUUAAGGAUGCUGAGUACUAUCUCAUUGCUAGUUUCUAUCUCUUAGAGUAACUACAAAAGUUUUGAGAGCAGUGGAGUUGGUCCUGAACCUAUGGCCACUUAAUUACCUAAAGAAAAAUCUGUUCUGUGUUCAUUUUGUUUUAGGGACCAGAUGUAAUAUUGUAGUCUUUCACCAGAUAGACUUCUACUGUUUCAUCAUACUUCUUAACUAGACCUAGUUAGACUUUGUACUCUAAUCAAGCUAAUCUGCUUACUGAACAUGACAUAUUUAUUCCUACUUCCAUAUCUUUGCACAUGCCCUACUCUUCACUAACAUUAUAUUUAAAAGUCAAAAAAAAUUUUCUUUAGAAAACCUUCAGUGACUGACCUAAGGACUCUAAUUAUUGAUACAGUACCCCUUAGCUUUCAUGUUAUUCAUAUGUAUAUUUAUAUGUAUAUUUAUUUAUAUGUAACUUUGUAAAUAUGUUUUGUAGUUGCUUUAUGUGUGGAAUCUGUCUCCCCAUAUACAUUGUAAGCUCCUUAAGAGCAGGAUCCAUGUCCUCCUUUUAUUUUUAUAAACCAUUCUCCCCACCAUUCCUUCACAGUGCCUAGUGCUACUCAUUACAUGAUCAUUGAAUCUGACUGACAUACUUAAAAACGUAAGAUUUAUUUUAGGCUUUAGAGGAAACAAAAGGCCCUGGAGUCAUCUCUUUGUAAUUCUACCUAGCUCUUCCAUCUACUUGCCCUGGGUACUAUAUUAUUCUUUUCCCUCUCCUUUCCUACCAUUCCCCGGCUCUUUGCCUCCAUUCCAUGCAGCAUAAAGUAAGGCUGCUUGUUAUCCAGCAGCCAAAGAAGUGGGUACUUCUCUAGCCAUUCUUGUUUUCAGAGCAUAUAAUACAUUCCUAGCCAAAUUUGCCUUUGCUUCACUCAUCAUGCAGGCUUCUAGGUCAGUUGCUAUAUCUUUUUUUCUUAAUGUCCCAUUUUCUUCCACAGCACUGAGGUCUCAUGAAUUUUUCUAAUUUUUUUUUGUUGUUGUUUCAUUAUUAAAUAUAUGCAUGUAUCCAA
This is a messenger RNA of Lemur catta (Ring-tailed lemur), 2487 nucleotides long. It is a transcript of the gene RAB2B, whose product is annotated as RAB2B, member RAS oncogene family. Bases 306 to 956 code for a protein of 216 amino acids. The record is from RefSeq and is a predicted model, not a curated record. Gene Ontology annotation, cellular component: Golgi apparatus. Gene Ontology annotation, molecular function: GTP binding; GTPase activity. The transcript is spliced from 8 exons. NCBI's taxonomy places the organism in Eukaryota, Metazoa, Chordata, Mammalia, Primates, Lemuridae.